Molecule: messenger RNA, 1261 nt
Organism: Racocetra persica
Lineage: Eukaryota; Fungi; Glomeromycota; Glomeromycetes; Diversisporales; Gigasporaceae
Source: the annotation of a GenBank genome assembly
AUGAUAAAAAAAAGAUAUAGGGAAACAAAUGGUAGAUUAAAACAUCCUUAUCAACUUAUGGAAAAAAGUAAAUCAGAUCUUUUAAAAGAAACAAAUAGAUACAAAUCUUUCGAUGAUUCAACUCUUAGAGAUGUAGAAGCUAAAACAAAAGUCACUCCUUUUUUGUACCGUGCCGUUUUAACCGCAGCUUUGAGUGGAUUUGCAGUUGGAUAUGAUACAGGUGUUAUUAGCGCCCUGAUGAUAAUAUUAGAAAAAACCCAUAAUUUAACUAAAACUGAACAAACUUCGUUUAUUGGAGCAACUACAUUAGGUGGCGCAAUCGGCGCUCUGGUUGCAGGCUCAUUGACUAUGUCCCUAUCAUCAACAAUUACUAUUAUGUUGAUUAGUAGAUUAAUAUCAGGAAUUGCUAGCGGCAUUGCAUCUAUGACCGCUCCAGUAUAUAUUGGUGAAAUUUCUCCGAAAUAUCAUCGUGGUCAACUAGUUACCUUUAAUGUUUUACUAAGUAAUGGUGCAACGUUAUUUGCCGUAUUAUCAGGAAUGGCAUUUGUAUCAGAUGGUGGAUGGAGAUGGAUAAAUGCUAUUGCUUCUGUUCCUUCAUUAUUACAACUUUUUGGUUUAUUAUAUGUUCCAGAAACUCCAAGAUUUCUUGUAAAGAAAGGUGACUUUGAAAAUGCUAGAAAUGUUUUGAAUAUAAUUUAUCCUGAUUCAUCUCAAGAAUUCUUGGAUAAAGAAAUUGAAGAUAUUCACUCAGUUGUUUCUGAAGAUGCCAAGGGUUCUUAUGCAAAGCUAAUACAGCCUCCUUAUUUAAAGCCAUUCUUAAUUGUAUGUGGAAUUGUGUGUUCACAAGAACUUUGUGGAUUUGAUACCUUUUUAUAUUUUAGUGGUAUUAUCUUAAAUAUGGCUGGUUUCACUGAUACGGGUGACACUUUAAAAUUUUCCCUUAUCGUGUUUGGAGGAAAUUUCCUUGUUACAGUGGUAACAAUAUAUGUAGUUGACCCAGUUGGUCGUCGUAAAUUGCUUUUAUAUACUCUACUUGCAACGAUAAUUGGUUUAGUCUGUCUUGGAAUUUCAUUUAUUUUUGUUACAGGAAUUUUUAUCAAACAAAAUACAUGUUCAGAUUAUGUAAAUAAUUGUGCUGCAUGUUUAUUUGAUAAACGAUGCAUAUUUAACAAACAAAAUAGAAUUUGUGUUGUUUUAAAUAAUAAUUCUACUCGAUCUAAUAUUUCUUGUGAUAGUUAUAAUAAUCGCUUUUUUGUACUUG